AUGAACGCCAUUAUAUUCACUUGUUUGGUGCUCUUCUCGACCUUAUUGAGAGCACAAGACGUUGCGCCAAUCGAAUGCGACUUGACUAACUAUACUACAGUGAAAAACUGUGAGGUGUUGACCAUUAAUACAACUGAAGGUCAGGAGGUGGUCUUUAACUACGAAAAAGACGGAGCAGCCAACACCACUGUUGAACUUAAAGUGAUUAUCCAAGCUUAUACCAAACUUAAGAUCACAAGUAACAACCCACUCAAUUUAGAGUCCAACAAAUUCUCUGAAAACAUUUGGGUAGAUGCCACCGUUAAAAGUGUAAAGACUGAAGGUGGAGCGACAGUGACCACUCAGACUGCACUCUUCGCUUCGCCAAAGGACGAAAACGAUGGACUUUUUAAAGUACAAUGUAACACCGCAUCGGGAUGGAAUAGAUACUUCAUUAAAGCACAAACAGCUGGUUCGUUAUGUACAUGUACUGCAAAAGUGUCUGGAGACCCACAAACUACAGCAUACACUGAGUACGACUGUGAAUUGAAAAAGGACGAAGACAACAAUGGGGUUGCACUUUCUACAAAUUGUCCAAAGACAUUGACCUUCACACACCAAAUAAAGAAAAUCACAAUAACGGACGACGAUGAUUGUACUGUAAACUUCAAUAAGGAUCAUGACUAUGAAAUUUCUGUUGACACAACAAGAACUAAAAUUGUGAUUCUGAGUUCAACUGUUGGUUCUAGAACAAAGAAAAUCCAACUUCUUAAUGCUCAAUGCGGCAUCUUCGUAUCAGACAUUUCUGUUAAUAUUUCAAGUUCAACGUGCAUAUCAAAUGAUGAUAUUGUUAUGUACAUUAAAGCGGGAAUAAUCACUGAAGGUUUCCAGCCGCUGACAUGUGGAUCCACAUACAACAGAAUUUACAAGGAUUCAACAAAGGGAUCUUGUUCCUGCACUUUGGUUGGAACAGAAACCUCAUUCGAUCAAACCAAAUUUAAUGAACAUGACUGCAAACAGUCAACUAACUUCAAUCAGUUUGACAUUGACAUUAGAGAUAAAGCAGCUUUUACUUAUGAUACGGCCAUUACUGUUAAGUCUUUGACAUCAACCAAGGCUAUUGCUAUUUCAUGUACUUCCACUGAAACGCCACUCCCAAAACUGACAAUCACCGAAGAGAAACAAGAGUUAAUCGAAAGUAUCACAAACGCAGACAUCAAUAUCGCCACAUUAACUGCUCCAACAGAUGAAACUAAAGCAAAUACAAUCAGUAUAACAAAGUCCACUGUAUAUUUUGGAAAGGUAAAUGGAAAACCAACUAAACACAUUUUUGAUGUGGUUGGUACUUCUUCCACUAUCAAUAUCAACGCAAUAGAAGGAAGUUGUCAAAAUGAUGAGUGCGAAUUGGCUUUUGUAACAAAGGGGACAAUAAUAACGAAACCAGAGGGUGUUAUUUUUAUUAAGGGUUGUACUAAUUGUAACAGAAUCUUAUACACAUCAUCCUCUUCAUCACCAACAUACUCCAUAACAUGUACAGCUGACAAAACAGCUGAUACUUUCGAAGGGCAAUUUACUGAUAGAAUGUGCCCAUGUUCCACUGAUGAUCAAAACACAAAAGAGACAUCAUGUUCGUACGCAACUUCUCUUGCAGCAAUUACCUUAAAAGGAAGAACAACUCUCAAAGAGAAUUUGGUGAUCAAUUCUGACUCCGACACCACUUUGAAUGACGUGACUGCUAUAAACCAUCUUGAAACUACAAAGGCACAUCAAGUCUCAGUAAACAAACUUGCUUCAGCCGAUAACGUGUCUGUCACUGAAUUGAAGGCUGUUACUGGUGGAUCUUUCAAGUUUGUUGAUAAGGUUCUCCUCACGACUUUGGAAUCCGAUGUUUAUGUUAAAACUGGAACAAUAGCAACACACACUUUUGGAAAGAAUACAAUUUAUUUACUUGAAAACGCCGACUUUACCAUCACGGCUUUGACAUACAACAGUGGGUCAGCACUCAGUGGUAUUGCUCAAGCCGACUCAACAAAGAAAUCAUCACUGACUAUCACUGAUUUCUCUUCAACUGAGACAACGAGAGAAAUUGUGUUGUUGGAUACUGUUGGAAGAUAUCUUACUCUGAAACAAUCCGCUGGCAAAGACUUCUUGUCUUGCGACAACUUAAUGUUAUUCACAAAGAAAAGUACCAACUGUGAAAUGUACCAUGAAUUCUUCCAUUUCUGUACCGCAACUACAAACUCUGGCACAACCACAGCUGACUGUGGCGCUUUUUCAUUACCACAACAAUUGACCAUCCCAGCUUCUGUAUCGGGGGAGGUCGAAGUCAGUAACACAGUAGAUAAAAUCAUUUGCCAAGGUUCUUCAUGUUCUUUCAAUUUGAAAAAGGAGAUGAAUCCAUUAAUCACAACAGAUGCUAGCACUGAUCUGAGUGCUGUUGCCACUCUUGGUGCUUUUGGUUAUAUUCUCUCGGUGAGCAAAGUUGGUUCUCUUAAUGUCAAAGGGGAGUCCACAAGGCUCUCGGUCGCUGGAAGUGUCCAAACUUUGGAGUAUUCAGGAAGCUUAACUCUUGUGAGUUACAGUGGAGAGGAUUUGACUGUACACACCAAUUUGGAGGUCAGGUCUUCUCUUGUCCUCGCUGGAUCUUUGAUAGUAGAUGAGAUAUUCACAGCGAGUGGUGCACAAGUUUCAGUUGCUGGAACGAUGACAGUAAAAGAAAUCAAAGUCUCACAGACAACUCAUUUGAAGGUUGGUGGAGCCUUUAAUGCGACCACUUUGAGUCAUCAAGAAACUGGAACACAAUGUUUCUUGUUAUAUGACAUCACUUCAUUUACUGGUGCGGUUAAACACGCGAAGUCUUGUUUGAAAACAACUGCUGAAACAACUAAGGCUUGUUACACACAAAGCGGAUCUGUAUUUUUGGACCAAAGUGCUGCUUAUCGUAAUGAUCUAUCACAUGGAUGUGCUACAAGUACAGACGACGUCAUUGUUUCAAGUGGUACAACUUUAGUUUCUAGUUUGGGAACGCACAAAUCAAUUAUUAUUGAUACCAAUGUUGAUAUCAACAGUGUAAUGAAAGGAAUUUCUUUCUCAUUCACACAAGCCACUCCAGCACAUAAGUUGGCACUUUAUUCUGAUGAAUCGAUUGAUGUUCGAUCGACACUUUCUGCAGAUGCUACAAAAGAUGGGUUCGUCACAAUUUACAAGGGAGGUAACAUCAAUUCAUUUAAUAAUAUGAAGAUUAUGACGACAGAAGCAGUUGAAGCACAUGAUAUCAUUAAUUUGGAACUUGGAGUUGAUACCAAUGCAGUUAAAGUAAGCAACGGCGAUGAUAAGCAAUUGAACGCAUGGUCAACAAUUACACAAACAUUGUUACCUUCAAUAUUCUUUACAGGAACUAGUUUAAUAGUUCCAACAACGAACACUCAAGAUCCACUUGUACAACUUGCUAAUUUGAGAACAACUAUUGGAGCAGAUAACUAUAUGAAGUGUACCGGACUUGUAUUUACUACCUCUGCGGCUGCUGAUGAUUAUUACUGUGAAAAUAGUUGCACUAUAACAUCAACCGAUUUGACUCAAUGCUCAAAAUGCGACAACGAGUUCUGUUUCAUUACCCUUGACUUGACUGGGUCAACAACGGAUCCCGCCAAAAUAACAACUCAAGCAACUAAGCUGUCGAUCAUUGGAACUGGUACUCAGCGAACAGUUUCAGUAGACUCCGCUAAAAUUACAAACAUUGAGAUUCAAAGUGGAAAGGUGAAACUUGUAGAUGAUAUUGCAAGAGUUGAUGUCAUGGCUGGUGAAUUGGAGUUCGCAUGUCCUGCAACUGCGACCAACAAUGCUUAUAUCGUUGGUUCUGAUGGCGCACAAAUCAAAGUAGUCAACAAUGAAGAAACUGCUUACAAAGUCUGGAGUUUCAAUGUAGACUCUCUUGAAAUCUCUGGAAAUUUGAAUGUUAUCGGCGCUUUUGUAGCAAAAUCGUUGACUGUUUCCUCCGGUAAAAUCCAAGUUGGGUCUAAUGUAAACAUUGCUGCAUUGAACAUACAAAGCGACUCAUAUCAGUCUUCUGCUCUCUUCAUGGCUGAUGAUGUACCAACACUCUUUACAAUUAAUUCAGUCAAUACUAAUGACAGAUGUGCAUACAUCGCCAAUUUCCAGUCUUCUACAAGAACGUUGAGCGAUGUCAAAAUCACUGGAAGUGAACUUGAGAAGAGAAUUUUCUUUACUUCAUGUACGACUAAACCAACUGUUGCUGAGUGUAUCGUGGCGACUGGAAAUACAAAUGUCGACUUACAGGAAAGAACAAUGUACACCACCCCGGGUAUCUGUGACGGUACUGAUUUCACAAUUCCAAUCAAAUUUGAGGAUACCGGAGACACAGAAAUCACCAUUUCUGGUAUAGAAAGUGACUUGACUAAAAUUACAUUGCCAAAGAACGCUAUUUUGAAGACACAACAAACGUCGAAGAUUCUCAUCAAAGAACUUGUUGUUGGGUCUAAAGUCACUUUGGAAAGUCCAUUUAGCUUCCAAACAUUGACUGUUCCCUCUGAUGUGACUUCUUCUGUAUUUAUCGUGUUACAAAGUGUAGAGUUUAGUGGCUUCUCCGAUAAAAUCAAUCUUAAGUUGUCAACCACUUCCGAUAUCACAUUCAACAAUGAAGUUACUGUAAAUGAAAUCGAUACUACAGACGCUGUUUCUACUGUAGUGCAGUCAAAGAACAAAGUUACUGUUAACUCUCUUAAAUUUACUUAUUCCCAAGAUAUCACUUCUGCUCUUUUGAAAGGAAACUUCGAUGUAAAGGCUGUUGAAAUGACGGGUACAUCCACUGUUUCAGUUCCCGUUGUGCAAAUGACGAGUGGUACAAUUAACACAGUCAGUCCUUUGAUUUCUGGAUGCAGAAACACAUUGUUGUUUGCCAAAGGAACUGAUUCGUAUGUAUGCCCUGCACCAUAUAGUGCCUCAACUAGUGACAACCAUGAGACUGCUUCUGACUUUGUACAGCAAUACAUUUACACUACAUCUGCCGACCUUACCCUCAAUGGAAACACAGGAAAGACCAAUGGCUAUGAUAUUGUUAAUGUCAAUGGGGAUCACACGGUGACAAUUUCUAAUUCUGGGGUCUAUAAAUUAGUAUCAACAACAGGAACAACCAAAAUACAAUGCACAUUAUCUUGUGAUGUGCUUCUUAGUGGUGCUUUUGAAAUCAUUUCAGACAACGUGGUGAUCCAAGAAAGUGGAGAAAGUGCCGAGGUAACAGUAAAAGGCGUAAAAGCUGUAGUGAAUGGGUUGUCUUCUGAUGUUUUGAGUAUCACUAUGGAUGGAGGUAUCUUACAAACUAUUGGUGGACAAAGCAGAUUUAAGGAUUUGACAUUAAAUGGGGAUUCUCUAGUUAAUGCUACAUCUUCUUUCGAGUUGACUUCCUUGACCAUUAACUCGGGAAAGAUUGUGUUGAAUAACAAAUCCAAUUUUGUUGGUAUAACUACUUUCUACUAUAAAGGUACUUCUGCUCUUACAACAUGCACCAAUUUGAUCUCUUAUUCUAAUAACGCUAAUAGAGGAGAUUUGGCGUUCAGCAUUGGAACUAUUUCACAAUUAGAUUCUAAUGAUAUUGUGAUUACACAAUGCGGUGGGACUGAACUGAAAGUCUGUAAAGCAACGACGACAGCAUUUGAAUGUCCAGAAUUGAACUGUAAAGUUGAAAACUCGCCAACAGCAUGUUACUGCCAAUAUGACUUGGUCACUAAACAAACGUGUACUUUCAAUUGUGAAACUAAUGAACCAUGCACUUUCAACGAUGAUAAGUCAAAGGCGUUGUUCCAGUCUAUUACCUUUGUGAAUACACUCACAUUGUUGUCUACUAUGUCGGUGUACGACUUCACAUUAACUUCUGCGGACACAGCUAAGACCAUUGAUAUCUCUUCAUCGCUCAAUAUAUAUACAAUGAAUGUUGUUGAGAUAUCUUCUAUUGCGUUCACUGGCGUUUCAUUGAAUGUUGAGUCACUGAAGAUGACUGGAGGCAAUCUGAAUUUGAAGAACAAACUUAGCACAUUCAAAGCUGUCAACUUGAAGAGUGGGGCUAUGUUAUUAGAAAAUCAACUCACUAUCCCAUCUACAGAUGUCGUUGUCGAAGUCACUGGAGCUGCUGCUAUCCCACGCGAGUUUGUUAUUGACUCGAUGACUGUCGACUUUGCUAAAAGUGGAUACGUCGAUAUUAAAGGUGGCUUGAAAGACGAGAAACCGAUCAACAAAGUUAUCAUCAAAGACACAACAUUCAAGGUGGAUGUGACUGAUCUGGAAGUGAACACCAUUUCUCGUUAUUUGAUUGAAUUAGAAGAGACUGGAGAAGUCGAGUUGACACGAGUGAAAGUCGAACUUACUGGUGAAACAACAAAGAAGUGUGUUGCCAUACUUCGAGUGAACGACAUUAACAAAAUUACAUUGGUUGAAUCAGAUACACUGAAAAUAGAUACCCAAAAGUACUUAGUUUAUGUCUGCAGUGCAGAUGGAAAUGUGGAGAUCCCACCCCUCUCGUGUUCAUUGUCAACAACAGAUGAGUACUCUUCGGUCAAAGAAAGUGACUGGGAAAGAAAGACAUGCCCAUGUGAAGGUAACGAGUGUAUUAUUACUUUCCAGAAGCAGAAGAAGGUGACAUAUACAAUUCCAGACAAUACAAUCUAUGGUGGACUCUACAUAGGAUCUGGGAGUGUUUCUGGCAAUGCAGUUACUCUAAGCACUGUCAAAGUGAGUGGGAAUGCCAUCUUCUCUCUUACAUCGAGUGCUGUUAAGGACAUUCUUGUGGGUGAAACAGAAGAUAGUGCUGCAUUUAUUGCAUUUGAUCAAACUAUUUCCAUUGGAAAGAUCUCUGGAAUGACAAAAAGUGAGACUAACACGUUAAUUAUGUACAGCGGACAUUUAGUAAUCAACGAGAGUAUGACUGGUAUCAACUUGGAUGUACGUGGUGGGUCACUCUAUAAAAUUGAUGAAGAAGAAGUGGACUUCAAUGGGAACACCGUCUCUAUUGACUCUCAAUCCUUUGUGGAUGUCUACUCGAAUAAAGUCGACUUCACAAACUCGAAGCUUAUCCUCACACCAAGCGCUGGACAGAGCGCUGGUCUGAACUUUGAUGACGAUGUCAAAGGAAAAAGUAUCGACACGAUUUCUAAAAUGAAAAUCGAAGUGAAUGUCGACAAGUCAAAGACGGGAGUCCUCUACGCUUUAAUCCGUUUACCACUAGGAACGUCACUUGAUAUGCAAAUUGAUAUCAUUGACACAAAUCCAUCUCCAAGCGGUCAUUUGAAAGGAGAAGGUCUGAGAAAGGUUGCAGCAUGUGGAGGAUUUGUUGUCACAGAUAUGCCAGAUGGUAGUAUCGUGUGUCCAACUGAUAGACUUGCUCGGUCUGUCGAGACAAAGGAAUUCCCGAAAUGGACCAUUGCACUCAUUGUCAUCUUCGUUGUCGCUUUGGUCGUCGUUGUCUUGAUCUUUAUCAUAUACUGUGUUAUCGUCUAUCUCCAAAGAAAGCGUAACUUGAAGGUCUUCGAAGAGGGCGAGGAAAUCGAUGUUGAAGACGAGAAGAAAGAAGAAAAAGCAGUGGAUCAAGCUAAUUAA
Molecule: messenger RNA, 7584 nt
Organism: Entamoeba invadens IP1
Lineage: Eukaryota; Evosea; Mastigamoebida; Endamoebidae
Exons: 1
Coding region: 1-7584 (2527 amino acids)
Source: RefSeq, a predicted model, not a curated record